Molecule: messenger RNA, 2052 nt
Organism: Pteropus alecto (black flying fox)
Lineage: Eukaryota; Metazoa; Chordata; Mammalia; Chiroptera; Pteropodidae
Gene: CCR7
Product: C-C motif chemokine receptor 7
Exons: 3
Coding region: 78-1217 (379 amino acids)
Biological process (GO): inflammatory response; G protein-coupled receptor signaling pathway; chemotaxis
Cellular component (GO): membrane
Molecular function (GO): C-C motif chemokine 19 receptor activity; chemokine (C-C motif) ligand 21 binding; chemokine (C-C motif) ligand 19 binding
Source: RefSeq, a predicted model, not a curated record
ACCGUUUCCUCCCCAGACAGGGGAGCACAAACCCCAGCACAGCCUUCCUGUGUGGUUUCAGCUGCCCAGAGAGUAUCAUGGACUUGGGGAAGCCAAUGAAAAGCAUGCUGGCCGUGGCUCUCCUUGUCAUUUUCCAGGUGUGCCUGUGCCAAGAUGAGGUCACAGAUGAUUACUUCGGAGACAACACCACGGUGGACUACACACUGUACGAGUCUGUGUGCUUCAAGAAGGACGUGCGGAACUUUAAGGCCUGGUUCCUCCCGAUCAUGUACUCUGUCAUUUGCUUCGUGGGUCUACUGGGCAAUGGGCUGGUCGUGCUGACCUAUAUCUAUUUCAAGAGGCUCAAGACCAUGACUGAUACCUACCUGCUCAACCUGGCCAUGGCGGACAUCCUCUUCCUCCUGACCCUUCCCUUCUGGGCGUACAGUGCAGCCAAGACCUGGGUCUUUGGUGUCCAACUUUGCAAGCUCAUCUUUGGCAUCUACAAGAUAAGCUUCUUCAGCGGCAUGCUCCUGCUUCUUUGCAUCAGCAUCGACCGGUACGUGGCCAUCGUCCAGGCUGUCUCGGCCCACCGCCACCGCGCCCGCGUCCUUUUCAUCAGCAAGCUCUCCUGCGUCGGCAUCUGGAUGCUGGCCACCGUGUUCUCCAUCCCAGAGCUGCUGUACAGCGGCAUCCAGAAGAGCAGCAGCGAGCAGACGCUGCGGUGCUCUCUCAUCACGGAGCACGUGGAGGCCUUGAUUGCCAUCCAGGUGGCCCAGAUGGUGGUGGGCUUUCUGAUUCCCCUGGUGGCCAUGAGCUUCUGCUACCUUGUCAUCAUUCGCACCCUGCUCCAGGCACGCAACUUCGAACGCAACAAGGCCAUUAAGGUGAUCAUCGCCGUGGUGGUGGUCUUCAUAGCUUUCCAGCUACCCUACAACGGGGUGGUCCUGGCCCAGACGGUGGCCAACUUUAAUAUCACCACCACCACCAGCUGUGAGCUCAGCAAGCAACUCAACAUCGCCUACGACAUCACCUACAGCCUGGCCUGCGUCCGCUGCUGUGUCAACCCUUUCUUGUACGCCUUCAUCGGCGUCAAGUUUCGCAAUGACCUCUUCAAGCUCUUUAAGGACCUCGGCUGCCUCAGCCGGGAGCAGCUCCAGCAGUGGUCUUCCUGCCGGCAUACCCGGCGUUCCUCGAUGAGCGUGGAGGCCGAGACCACCACCACCUUCUCCCCAUAGAGGCUCCUCUGCCUGGACUAGAGAGACUCCCACCGUGCCACAGAAGAACAAACACUGGCCCUAGCUACCUCAACCAAGUUUGCUAAGAGAUGUGGCUGAUAAGCUACCAGAUCCAGCAACACUCUGCCACCACAGCUGUUGUCCCCCAUCCAAAAGUGAAAGUCGAGAAAGUUCACAGCUCCUGGAGUGAAGGGAUAGGUGUUGGUCAGAGUGAGUUGGUGGAAGAGCCUGGGGAGCCUUCGGAAUGAACUUUCAGGGGCUGAGUCAGGGUCUUCCAGAAAACGAGGCUUUGUCUCCAAGACCAGAGGUGGUAGGGAGACUUCUUGGCUUGGAAGGGAAAGGGAGACACCGAUGGGUCAACUAACUCUCUGAAUUCCUCCCUCUGUCUCUCUUUAUCCACUGUCAUCCAAGCCAGCAAGAAAUGGCAGUCUCCAAGCCUCUCUACAAGCACACUUGCCCCUCGCCUGCUGCCUCUCCUCAGGCUGUUGCCCUCAUGGGCUCUCCGCAGGGAGGGGUGUGGUGUUUCCUGUAGGCCAAGCCCGUUGCCUCCAGCCGGCCAAAGCCAUGUUCCCAGCCAGGGCUCUGGGGAGGGGAUGACGCGUGGCCAGACCUUCUCGUGUCUCAGCUCUGCUAGGAGGGAGGAUUGGGCAGAGAGAAAGAUUAGGGGCCCGGGUGUGGGUGACAAUGCUGGCUGCCCAAAGCCAAUGAGCUGCUUCUUUGUUCUUUGUCACAAGGACAGAAUACUAUUCAUCCUGUUCUGCUUUCAAUUCAUUAAGAGAGCACAUUUUACUCAUAUACAAAUAAAAGUUUUCCCUUGAGGAAAUAAGAGCUUUAA